Messenger RNA from Eimeria tenella, 462 nucleotides. RefSeq lists its product as uncharacterized. NCBI's taxonomy places the organism in Eukaryota, Apicomplexa, Conoidasida, Eucoccidiorida, Eimeriidae. The transcript has 3 exons. The coding region runs from base 1 to 462 and encodes 153 amino acids. The record is from RefSeq and is a predicted model, not a curated record.
AUGGUGGACGUUGACAGCCCGCCGGCGGCGGCUACCCCCGCUGCUGCGGCAGCUGCGCCCGCUGCUGCAGCAGCAGCAGCUGGGGAGGCCGCCGCAGCAGCAGCACCUGCUGCAGAAGCAGCAGCAGCAGCAGCACUAGAGGGGGGAGCAGCAGCAGCAGACAGCGCGUCAGAAAACGCCGAGGGGAGCAGCGCAGCAGCAGAAGGAGACGAGGCGACGGAGGAGGAGGAGGACCCUAGCGAGGAGGGCUCUUUCGCGUGUGCCUGCUGCUGUGGCGGCAAAUCUUGUGUCUUUGCUGCUGCUGCUGCUUCCGCGCAGAAGAAGAGAGUGACAGUGGCGGGUUUCCCAUGCAACAGGAAGCAGACUACAGUGAGCGACUGGCUGAGCUGUUGCGGCAAGCUGAUGCUUACUCCUCGCAAAUCACUGGUGGCUUCGCCCCUGCUCCUGCCGCAAAGAAGGUGA